AUGGAGAGCCUUGAGGAAAUGGCGCGCCCGCGCGAUUCGGCCGACCUGGAAAGAGGAGCUACUUCACUCAACGACCCGUCUUCCAGAGCCCCAUCAGUCGCCGAGGAUACAUCAAUAAUCUCGAGUGACCUUCAGCCCGAUGGGAGAGAAACACCGUUCACUUCGAACUCCAGUAUCACACAGCCGGAAGUAGACGCAGGCGCAGGGUUCCGAAAACCUUCACAAGAUGACACCACUCCUAUACCUCCUUCACGAGUCCUGUCCCCGUUCGCUCCGAUUCCUUAUAACCCACCUGUCGCGAGAUCGGCUAGCGUGAGCGGAGGAGAAGAGGAAGGCGAAGAACCUCAGAUCGCGACAUCGUUCGAGCGAGAGUCAACUCCAACCUCGGCGCAGAAGCGACGCUCAACGUUUUUCGACACCAGUGAGGAAAACAUAAAUCGCAUGCACAAGUUUUCCGUGUACGAAACGGCAACCCGGUUCUACAUCGUUGGCAUAAACAUAUCCGAGACGCGGUUCAGAAUCUUAAAAAUUGACCGAACAUCGGACACGGAAGAUUUGAGUGUCGCCGACGAUGACAUCGUGUACAACAAAAGAGAGAUGAAUCAGUUACUAGAUACCAUAGAUGAUGGCAAUAAGAGCUCCGGUGGACUGAAGCUCCGGUGCAGUGCUUGGGCUUUGCUCGGGUUCAUUCGGCUCACCGGCGCAUACUACAUGUUGCUCGUGACGAAACGCAGCCAAGUCGCAAUGCUUGGUGGUCAUUACGUCUACCAAAUCGAUGGAACAGAACUUAUCUCUUUGACAACUGCGAGUACUUCGCGUCUCAAGCAGGAGAAGAACCCCGAGGAGGCCCGGUACAUCGCUAUCUUGAACAAUUUGGACUUGACACGCUCGUUCUACUUCAGCUAUUCUUAUGACAUCACUCGCACUCUCCAACAUAAUGUCUCGCGUGAGCGCAAAGCGCACCAAGAUGGUCUUCCAAGACCACUUGACCAGGACUACAAUACUAUGUUCAUUUGGAACAAUCACUUACUUGGGCCCGCCAUUGCGACGUUGAAGAAGCCGUGGGAAUGGUGUCUGCCCAUAAUUCACGGAUAUGUGGAGCAAGCAAAGAUGCCUAUAUAUGGUCGUUUUGUGUACAUCACGAUUAUUGCGCGACGCUCCCGGUUCUUUGCUGGUGCCCGUUUCCUGAAGAGAGGCGCCAAUGACCUGGGAUAUGUCGCCAACGAUGUCGAGACAGAACAGAUUGUGUCGGAGAUGGCAACUACAUCUUUCCAUGCGGCUGGCCCGGAUCUGUACUCCAAUCCCCUAUACACAUCAUAUGUGCAACAUCGUGGGAGCAUCCCCCUUUACUGGACGCAGGAGAACUCAGGAGUUUCUCCCAAGCCGGAUAUACAAUUGAACCUGGUAGACCCGUUCUAUUCCGCAGCAGCCCUACACUUCGACAACUUAUUUGAGCGAUAUGGGGCUCCGAUAUACGUUCUCAAUCUGGUCAAAGCAAGGGAGAGGACACCGCGAGAGUCUAAGCUUCUGAAGGAAUAUACCAAUGCCAUCAAUUAUCUCAACCAAUUCCUACCGGAGGACAAGAAGCUCAUCUACAAGCCUUGGGAUAUGAGCCGUGCUGCCAAAAGCCGUGACCAGGAUGUCAUCGGCACACUUGAACAGAUCGCUGGAGAGAUCAUCCCGAAGACCGGAUUCUUCAAGAACGGGCGCGAUGCUGAGUCUGGUCUGCAGCUCCAGAAUGGUAUUGCGAGGACUAAUUGUAUCGACUGUCUCGAUCGCACCAACGCGGCGCAGUUCGUCAUUGGCAAGCGAGCACUUGGGUACCAGCUUCAUGCCCUUGGCAUUAUCGACGGGACAACGGUGGAAUACGACACAGAUGCCGUCAACCUGUUCACUGACCUGUGGCAUGACCACGGUGACACUAUUGCAAUCCAAUACGGCGGGUCACAUCUCGUGAACACCAUGGCGACGUACCGCAAGAUUAACCAGUGGAGUAGCCAUUCCCGAGAUAUGGUGGAAAGCUUCAAGAGAUAUUAUAACAAUUCGUUUCUCGAUGCCCAGCGUCAAGAAGCGUACAAUUUGUUCCUGGGGAAUUACAUUUUUGCGCAGGGCCAGCCCAUGCUGUGGGACCUUUCGACUGAUUAUUACCUACAUCAUGCAAACCCGAGGUCAUGGUCGCAAAUGAAACGCCCCAAUUACAUCCGCUGGUACACGCCUGACAAUCUGAAUAAGAAAGAACUCCCUCCUCCUACCCGUGUCCCCAAGGAGCCUCUUUCUCGCUAUGACGACUACUGGUUCGAGUACUACCGGCCACUGUUUCUCUCAACCUUGUCUAAGUCAUUCUCUUAUAAGAUGAACUCAACUGGCCGCUACCCUUCAGUCCGACAAGCACCCGGCCAACAAUAUAAUCCGAGCCCAUUCGUUCCGCGAAACCCCCAUGAGCAUGUGCAUAGAGACCGGCCUCCACAGCGCACUGUCAAGAUCCAAGAACCCGAGAUUAAUUCAACAGUCACUAUCCAUCCGUCACGACAGCUGAGGCUGAAGAGUAUGAACGGUACAUCAACCAUCCUCUGA
This is a messenger RNA of Aspergillus terreus NIH2624, 2574 nucleotides long. Its product is annotated as phosphatidylinositol-3,5-bisphosphate 5-phosphatase. The record is from RefSeq and is a predicted model, not a curated record. NCBI's taxonomy places the organism in Eukaryota, Fungi, Ascomycota, Eurotiomycetes, Eurotiales, Aspergillaceae. Gene Ontology annotation, cellular component: intracellular membrane-bounded organelle. Gene Ontology annotation, molecular function: phosphatidylinositol-3,5-bisphosphate 5-phosphatase activity. The transcript is spliced from 2 exons. Gene Ontology annotation, biological process: phosphatidylinositol dephosphorylation. The coding region runs from base 1 to 2574 and encodes 857 amino acids.